Nerophis lumbriciformis (worm pipefish) is the source of this 4346-nucleotide messenger RNA. NCBI's taxonomy places the organism in Eukaryota, Metazoa, Chordata, Actinopteri, Syngnathiformes, Syngnathidae. The record is from RefSeq and is a predicted model, not a curated record.
CGGGCUCAGAGGGAGCACAGGCAGGCAGGCAGGCAGGCAGGCAGGCAAGAAGCAGAUGAAGGAGAAUGAAUGAGACAGAAGGAACAUUCUGGAAGUUAUGAAGCUGCAGACGAGUGAAGCAGGAAGCUAAACCUCCGCCAGGCAGGGGAAUCCUCGCCAUGGCCGGCGUGUUGGAGGGCGGCAGCGUUGCCGUAGCGGCGGGGGCGUCCGGUGUGGAUUGGCAAAAGCGCUGCGUGGCCCUGGAGAUGCAGCUGCUCAGGUUCCGCCUUCAAGCGGGGAAGAUCCGGGAGCUGCUGGCGGAGAAGAUGCAAGAGUUGGAGCAGCGGGUGAUUGAGGCCGAUCAGCGCGCCCAGAGUGCAGAGAAGCAGAUCCACGUCAUGGAGGACAAGUUGAAGUCGGCCAACGUACAAAGCAGCGAGUCCGAGGGCUGCUUGUACAGGAAGUACCAAGACCUGACCAGCCAGGUCCAGGAGAAAGACGGCGUGAUAAAGAGACUCCAGAUCCAGCUGGGAAAACAGGUGUUAGUCCGAGCCCAGGAGGCAAAGAUCAUUGAGGAGAAGGCGAGCAAGAUUAAAGACUGGGUCACAAUCAAGCUUGGAGAGAUGCAAGAGGAGAACCAGCAGCUGAAACAAGCCAACCUGGAGCAGACUGAGCAGAUCAAACUGCUGCAGUACAAACUACAAGAUCCACAAGGUUCCUGUGGACACCAGACUAACCCCCCAGGAACAGACGCCCAGCAGCAACCUAUCAGUCCCCAGUCCGCUCCUCCCAUGGCAGAAGACAGCAAGAGACCACUAUGUGCCAAUAGAGAAGCCAAGACCUCAGCAGAAGACUUGAAAAGGACCCCAGAACUGUCCUGUAGGACUCCUCAAGGCCGAAGCAGUGGACCAGGGUCACCGGGGUGCACCGAGGGUCAGGAAGUGCCCUCGGACAGAAACAACGCCUCAGACGAGCUCAACAACAAAAUCCGUUCUCAGUCCUUCCACUCGUCUACCUCGGCUCACGCGGUAGUCCACCGUGGACCCGGAUCCCCCAAUUCUCCCCUCAAACUGGUUCCCAAAAGUCCGCCCUUGCCUCGCUCGCCCUCCACCACCGACAACCCCUUUCCGGAUCCGUCCCAGCCUCCCCAGUCGGGCGCCAGCAUGACCUUACCAAAGAUCCGGACCCCGCUGAGCCCCAGAGACAGCAUCCAGCUGGCGAAGAAGCACUUCAGUCAGCCUCAGCCCAGCCUGGACCGCCUCCACCAGCUGGUCAGCAUCGACAUCGCCGCGCCCUCGUCGGCUUCUUCUACCCUGACGAGCACCUGCACCACCACCACCGUCUCCCGGCUGGUGGAGGAAACUGACAUCGACAUGGACGGAGUGGUGGAAGGGUCCGGAUCAGAAUGCCUCACUCGGGAAGAAGGACCCUUUCCAGGCCUCGCAGAACCACUGGACCGCCUUGAUCCAGAAGUUCUGAAGCCACCGACACCACCUUUGCACCGCUUUCCUUCCUGGGAGAGUCGGAUCUAUGCGGUGGCCAAGUCUGGACUGAGAGUGUCCGAAGCCUCUCCAGGAAGCAGAGGUCCCGGUCUAAGGUCCGUCUCGCCCCAGACUCUGUCGGCGGGUCCGUGCACGCAGUUGAUGUACAAGAACAUCAAGGUUCCCGUCUACGCCGCGCUGAAAGGGAGGGCCACGCAGAUCAGCGCGGUGCCGCUCGGGGACGACGACUCGGGUUCCGAGGACGACGCCGGCUCUCUGGCCAGUCUGCGGACCUCCGUGCUGAACCCGGACAGGAAAGGCAGCGUCCCGGGGAGCCCCCGUGCGGUCAAAAGAGGUGUGUCCAUGUCCUCCAUUAGCUCAGAGAGCGAUUACGCGAUCCCACCCGACGCGUACUCUCUGGACAGCGACUACUCGGAACCGGAACACAAAGUCCAGCGGACUUCCUCAUACUCUUGCGAGAGCGCCGGGCCCGAGACGCUGGAGAAGUCCGGCUACCUGCUGAAGAUGGGCAGUCGGGUGAAGGCCUGGAAACGUCGCUGGUUCAUCCUGAAGAACGGAGAGAUUCUCUACUACAAAUCUCCCAGCGACGCCGUCAGGAAGCCUCGGGGUCAGAUCGAGCUCAACUCAUCUUGUCGCAUCCUCCGCGGCGAAGGAGCGCACACUUUUCAACUGCUCACGGAGAAGAAGACCUUCUACCUGACCGCGGAUUCGCCCAACAUCCUGGAGGAGUGGAUCCGGAUUCUGCAGAACAUCCUCAAAGUGCAGGCCAGCAGCCCGAUCAGCGCCGAGUUGGCGUCCGCCAAGCCCAGCGUCAGAGGCUGGCUCACUAAGGUGAAACACGGACAUUCUAAGCUGGUGUGGUGCUGCCUGCUGGGAAAGAUCUUCUACUACUUCCGCCAGCAGGAAGACAAGUGUCCUCUAGGUCAGCUGCAGGUGUGCGAGGCGAUGGUGCAGGAGGUGGAUCGCUCGUGCGACUCGGACGAGGACUACGAGGCGGGGGGGCGCGGCGUCCUGUCUUCUCACCACACCUUAGUGGUCAAGCCCCCCGACCAGAGCCCCACCUACCUCCUCAUCGGCAGCAAACAGGAAAGGGACACCUGGUUGUACCACCUGGCUGUGGCCGCAGGAAGUGGCGCCCGCUUGAAGGUGGGCACCGAGUGGGAGCGGCUCAUUGGCAGACUGCUUGAUGCCAAAGCAGACGCAGAGUCGUGCUUGUGGAAGAGCGAGGCCCUGACUUUCACCAAGGACGGUCUUUCCUCGCCUCUAACGACAUUACCCUCCCAAGCUCUGCAGACUGAGGCUCUCAAACUCUUCAAGUCCUGCCAGCUCUUCAUCAACGUGCCGCUGGAGUCUCCAUCGGUGGACUACCACACCUCGCUGGCACAGAACACCUUGCAGGUGUGCCUGGUGCACCCGGAGCUGCACAACGAGAUGUACUGUCAGCUCAUCAAGCAGACCAACCGCCGCACGCCACGCGAGCGCUCGCUCACGCAGUGCUGGCAGCUGCUGUCGCUGUGUGUGGCGCUCUUCCUCCCUCACCACCACUUCCUGUGGCACCUCAGGCAGCACCUGCACCGCAACGCUGACCCCAGGAGUGACGUGGGUAAAUACGCGGUGUAUUGUCAGCGCUGCAUGGAGAGAACGCUUCAGAGCGGCGAGCGCGAGGCCAAACCUUCACGCAUGGAGAUCGUGUCCAUCCUUCUGAGGAACCCCUACCAUCACUCCCUGCCCUUCAGCAUCCCUGUGCACUUUAUGAACAACACCUACCAGGUUGUGGGUUUCGAUGGUUCCACCACGGUGGAGGAGUUCCUCAACACGCUGACCCACAAGAUCCACAUGAGGUCACCUCAGCUGUCAGGCUUCGCUCUCUUCACUGACGACCCCUCUGGAGAAGAUCUGGAACAUUCCCUGCUACCGUCUGUUAAGAUUUGUGACGUUAUUUCCAAAUGGGAGCAGGCCCUGAAGGAGCUUCAUCCAGGGAAAAACGAGGGCACGCGAAUCGUACGCUUGACCUACAAAAACCGGUUAUGUUUGCGAUCACAAGUCAAAGGCCAGACAGAGCGAGAGCGCCUCCUACUGGCCUACCAGGUCAACCACCAUGUCCACCAAGGACACUUUCCUGUCAACAAGGAGCUGGCACUGGAGGUGGCUGCCCUCAUGGCACAGGUGGAUCAGGGUGAUUUGGAGCAGCCAUCUUCCCAAGCCAAAAGUCACGUGACGGUCCUGCAGAUGUUGGAGCGCUUCUACCCAAAACACUACAAACAAGACUGCAGCACAGAAGAGCUCAGAGAAGUUGCUGAGCGUCUGGCAGCUAAAUGGUGCAAGUUAGGAGGAUGCAGCACGUCUGAGUGUGUGAGGACUUACCUGACGGUGGCACGCACCUGGACUCUGUUUGGUGCCAAGCUGUUCAGCGUCAAGCCUGUCAACUCCUUCCCUCACCAGCAGAGUCCGGCCUGGCUGGCCGUCAAGGAGGAUGGACUGUGUGUGCUGGACUUCACUAUGCACACGCUGGCUUCAUACGCCUACCAGUCAGUGGUCACGUUCGGGGGCUGCUGUGAGGACUUCAUGCUGGUCAUCAGCCAGCAGAAGGAGGCUGCAAGUGGGAAGAAAUGUGUGGAGAAGAUGCUGUUUGCUACAACCAAACCAAAGAUCCUGGAGCUGACUCUCCUCAUGGCAAGUUACAUGAACAAUCACUGGAACAUGGGGGCCCCACUCCCUCACUGGGAUGUUGACAGCAAGAACUUUCCCGCCAUGGACUACACCACUAAGGUGCCCACGCUGCUCUGAUUUAUGUUAGGGCUACAGUACUAUUUUUACACCAUAUAUAACAUUGCAUUUUUUUAAAUGAAUAUGCUAAUUACACUC